This is a messenger RNA of Caenorhabditis briggsae, 945 nucleotides long. Gene Ontology annotation, biological process: mRNA splice site recognition. Gene Ontology annotation, cellular component: U1 snRNP; U2-type prespliceosome. The record is from RefSeq and is a predicted model, not a curated record. The transcript is spliced from 7 exons. Gene Ontology annotation, molecular function: mRNA binding. Bases 1 to 945 code for a protein of 314 amino acids. Lineage: Eukaryota; Metazoa; Nematoda; Chromadorea; Rhabditida; Rhabditidae.
AUGACGGAUCAGAUGCGUGAUAUGAUCGCUCAGCUGAUGGGAAGUCAGCAUGUCGAUAACAAAGAAAAGCCAGCCAUGCCGUUCGACCAUCACAGUGUUUGUCGUGCUUUCCUUUUGGGUGUGUGUCCGCAUGAUAUGGUGCCCGACAGUCGCCUUCAGAAUGUCGUUUCUUGUCGGAAGGUUCACGAGCCAGCUCACAAAGCAGAUUACGAGAGAGCACAGAAAGAGAGAGAUCACUUUUACGAUGUUGAUGCAUUCGAUAUAAUCGAAAACGCCGUUCGUCUUGUUGAUGUGGAAAUCGCAAAAGUCCGCGAAAAGCUAGAAGACGACGUUAAAACGCAGACGUCCCAAGCAGCGGACUCGAAAGCAAAACAAGUCGCUGAAAUCGAGGAAAAGAUUGCCAAGAAUGUAGACGAAAUAGAGAAACUAGGCAAUGAAGGGAAAAUCGAAGAGUCGAUGAAGUUGCACAAAUAUGUGGAAGAGCUAAAAGAAAAGAUUCAAGAAAUCGAGGAAAGUCAAACUGAAAUCAAAACUGCUGGGCCAGGGUCGAACUCUGCAAAAUUACGAGUCUGCGAAGACUGUGGAGCUCAAUUGAACAUCACCGAUCACGAAUCUCGUAUAGCUGAUCAUUACAAUGGAAAAAUGCACAUUGGAAUGGUCGAAACAAGAGAAACGUAUCUCAAGAUGAAGGAAACUAUCGACGAUCGUCGUAAGGAAAGAGACGAGAAGAUGGGAUCGCAGAGAGGUUAUCAGAGAAGAGAUACUUACGCAAGACGUGACAGAGAUCGAGGAGACUACCGAGGCGACCGUGAUCGUGAUCGUGAUCGUGACCGUCGUAACCGCGACAGAAGCCGUUCGCGCGAACGUUCCUACAGAAGAGACGACAGAGAUCGUAGAUACGACCGGGACAGUCGUGACAGACGAGAUCGCGAUCGUCGUUACUGA